Apis mellifera (honey bee) is the source of this 6974-nucleotide messenger RNA. Its product is annotated as inactive tyrosine-protein kinase 7. Gene Ontology annotation, biological process: protein phosphorylation; dendrite self-avoidance; axon guidance. Gene Ontology annotation, cellular component: axon; plasma membrane. Lineage: Eukaryota; Metazoa; Arthropoda; Insecta; Hymenoptera; Apidae. The transcript has 9 exons. The coding region runs from base 215 to 3505 and encodes 1096 amino acids. Gene Ontology annotation, molecular function: protein kinase activity; ATP binding; cell-cell adhesion mediator activity. The record is from RefSeq and is a predicted model, not a curated record.
GUUAGUGGCCCUCAGUAUCGCGCGUCGUUUCGUGGUGUUCGGUUCGUUCGGUUUUGUUUCGUGCAGUGUGUUCGUUCGCAAGCAAGCUUUAUACGGAAGAGAAAUAGAAUGACAGCGACGUGAAGAUACUGAAAUACGGAACGGUCCUCCUGCUCAGUUCCUUCCCGAGUGAGUUUCGAACCGAACGUUUCUCCAAUUCGAAGCCAACGAAAGGAUGCGGCGUCUCGACGUAACUACGCUUCUGCUUUGCCUUCUAACGUCACCGGUGUUCGGCCAGGACGGCGACCUUUACUUCUCCGUGAGCCCCGGCGAGCACUCGGUCGCCGAGGGAUCCCCGGUGCGUCUGAGAUGCGAGGCGCAGCCGAGCUCGCGGGUCAAGUACAUGUGGAAGAUCGACGGCCAGCCUCUGGCGCCGAGCCCGCGAAGGCACCAGGACGGCGGCGAUCUCCGCAUCACCAGGGUCAAUCGUAUCCUCGACAGUGGAAACUUCGUCUGCGUGGCCACUCACGAGGAAACUGGAUACUCCAUCGAGAGUUCGCCCGCCAAGAUCGACAUCCAAUGGAUCAGCGAGGCGAGCGUGCAACUCCAGCAGCCCAAGCUACCCUCAGCGAUCCGCGUGGGAGGCGAGAUUGAACUUCGAUGUCACGUCGACGGCUCCGGGGACAUCAAGUACGAGUGGUUCAGGAACCGCGAGCCGGUGGCGAGGAGCGAUCGGAUCGAGAUCAAGAAGAAGAAGCUGCACGUGCACCGAGCCGUGGCCGAGGACAGCGGCAUGUACAACUGCCUCGCCAAGAACGACGCCGGAUCCUCUCCGAAAAUGGAAAGUUUCCCUCUGAUCGUCUCGAGCAACGAGACCGCCUCGGUCAAAGUCGUUCCAAGGGACUUGAUCGCGAAGAGGGGCGAGCCUGCCGUUCUCCACUGCGUGUUCGAGGAUGCUGACUCCGUCCAGUGGUUCUUCAAGGACAUGGGGCCGCUCGAGACCGACGACGAGAGGACCGUGUUCGAGAACGGCACGUUGGUCAUACGAUCAGCCGAGCACAGGGAUCAAGGAUUCUAUUCCUGUCACGGGGAUCGGGGAGAGAGCACCAUCAGCUACACGGUCGAUCUUCAAAUAGCUUAUUUGAUGAACCUUUCCGCGGCCUCGUUCGAACCCCUGUUGUCGAGCCAAGUGGCCGUGGUUGGCGAGGAGCAGGAGUUGCAAGUCAGCUGUUUGGAACCAUCCGGCCUCCCGCCUCCCAGAGUCUAUUGGAGGGAUCCCAAGGGGCACAUUAUAAGCGACUCCGGCCCUGUGCGCGUCCAGGAUAACACGCUUAUCGUCGCCAAGGCGAGGAUGGGCGAGGAUGACGGCAAUUACACUUGCGUAGCCGAGAACAUGGCCGGGGAGACCGAUAUUUCCGCCCAAGUGGUCAUCUCCACUCCGCCGACGUUGAUAAGCUCGCCAGAGAAUCUAAGCGUGAUGGAAGGAGAUUCCGUGACGAUGACGUGCUCCUAUUCCGGCAUGGACGCGCCUGUGACCCACGUUCGUUGGCUGAAAGACGGGGAGCCUCUGAAGGAGAGCGGCGGCCCGACCAGGCACCGGGUAACCGAUCACCACGGCAACGUGACCCUGCACUUGAAGAGCGCCGACCUGUCCGACAAGGGCGGCUACGCGUGCGAGAUAACCACGAAAGGCUUCCCGCCGAUAUUUUCGGAACGAGCCGGCCUCACCGUCGAGGAGAAGCUCAAGUUCUCCCCGCAACCGGUGGACAAGCGGCUGGAGCUCGGCUCCACGGCCAAAGUGCCUUGCAAGUCUCAGGGCGCCACUAAUCCCACGGUGAAGUGGAUCAAAGAGGGGUCAGGCGAAGAAUUCCCCAAGCACGUGCAAGAUAUCAAUGGAACUCUUCAUUUCAAUGGAGUUCUCGAGGAAGACAAGGGUCGAUACACGUGCAUAGCCAGCAACGCCCAAGGAUCGAUCAACCACACGAUCAGUAUCGACGUAGUCAUUGCGCCAAAGUUUACCAUCCAACCGCAAAAUCCGACGGAGGCGAUCGAGGGAUACCCGGUGAUGCUGCACUGCGCGGCGGAAGGUGACCCCAAACCGACCAUCCAAUGGGACAGGGACUCUCGAAUGAACAAUCUGAAUAAUUCCCGAUUCGAGGUGCUCGGGAACGGAAGUUUGUACAUAAAGGAAGUGUACAUGAGCGACGAGGGGAAGUACGGAUGCACGGCCGGGAAUAGCGGCGGCUUGAAGAGGGAAGAAGUUCAGUUGAACGUGAAAGCCGGCGACACGUACAGAUUCGACAUGGAUUUGGAAGUGGGGGACAACGGUUCUAUGAUGACGAAGACGAUCACGAUCACUUUGAGCGCGGCCGCCGCCUACAUGGUGUUGGUCGUGGGCCUGAUGCUGUACUGUCGUUACCGUCGCCGUCGCAGGAAGCAGCAAUAUCUCCAAGAGCAGGCAGAAGAAAAACUGGAGAACGGAGAGGUCCAGGAGGAACAGACCGAGCUGAAAGAGACCAGCUCCAGCAAGAUGAACUCGACGGCCAACAAGAAAAAGGAGAAUCGCGACUCUUCCCACAAUAAGAGCGACGGUGCGGACACGGCCCAGAGUCAGAGCAGCAACCAGUCGAAGAAAUCCAAGUCGAAUUACGACAAGAUAGCCGUGUCCCGUAGCAAUUUGAAAGAAUUGAAGCCGCUUGGCAGGGGCGAAUUCGGCGAGGUGUACUCGACCAAGUAUCAGGUGGACGGCGACAAAGAGAGCCUGGUUAUGGUGAAGAGUUUGAUCAACACCAAGGACGAGACCGCCCUCCAAGAGUUCAAGCGCCACCUGGAUCUUCUCCACAAGUUGAAUCACGAGAACGUGGUGAAACUGAUCGGUCUGUGUCGCGAGGAGGAGCCUGACUACAUGAUCCUCGAGUACACCGAUUGGGGCGAUCUGAAGCAAUUCCUGAUCGCCUCGCGCAAGGACAACACCUCGAGCCCCACCCACGAGUCGAAAGCACCGCGGGCGCCCCAACUGUCCGUCGCGCAGAUCCUCUCCCUGUCCAACCAGGCGGCGAAAGGGUUGAAGCAUCUCGCGGACACCCGCCUCGUCCACAAGGACAUAGCAGCUCGAAACUGUUUGAUCGCUAGCAACCUGACCAUCAAAAUCUCGUUGCCGUGCAUGACCAAAGAACCGUAUCAACAGGAAUACACCAAGCAUCGAAACCAAGUGAUCCCAUUGAGAUGGUUGCCGUACGAGGCCGUCUACGAGGACGAAUAUUCGACCAAGAGCGACGUGUACUCGUUCUCUUGCCUCGUAUGGGAGAUGUUCCAUCAGGGUGAGUUGCCGUUCAACAAGAUGAACGACGAGUCGGUGUUGGCCGCGCUCAAGACUCAAACCCUCGCGUGGAAGCCGCACAAAGCGGCGCCGCCCUCUUUGCAAGAACUUCAAGCUCAAUGUUGGGCCAACGACCCAAGGGAGAGACCGACUUUCGACGAGGUCGUCUCGAAAAUAGGUGAAAUUGUCGUCGACAGUUGCCUCUAGAUUUGAUCGACGACGCCACGAGGCUCUAAAUCCAAGGAUACCGCGACAGGGGAUAAUAAUCGCGCGGAUCCAUUACAUCCUCUGAUCGAUCCCUGAACGAUCAUCUUUCCGCCCGAUCGUUACUCGUGUUCGCGGUAUUCUCUCGCGUCCAUUAGGUCGAUAAGGAUAUAUAAUUUAUUUCUCGCAAAAAGGAGAAAGAUAAAGAGAAAAAGGAUCCGCUGAUGACUGCCAACUGUCAGGAUUUAAUUAAGGAUACGUACGAUCCCGUACACGCUACAAAUAUUAUAACGACUGUAAUAACUGCAAUAUUUAGUAUAUUCAGAUAUCAGUGUAAACGAUAGUUAUAUCGAUCACAGCACAUCGAAUAUAUUCGUAAGGUUAUUGCUACUAUUGUCGUUUCUUCUCAUCGACACGAAAAUCUAAUCAAGCUACGAAGUGUGAAUGCAACAACAAGAAAGUACCACGACCAUAUCAACGUUGAACGAACGACGACGAUUUUUAUAUCCCGCCUAAUUCACACACACCCUUCUUAUACACAAUUGUAUUCCCGUUUAAGGCUUAAGGAUUAUUUAUAGCGUACACUCGGCGUCUGUGUGAGAGACACGUACAUAAUAUAUAAAUAUUAUACAUAUAACGUGUGCGUAACAGGGGAUAAGAUUGAUUAGAUGAGCAAUGUUAUGUCGCGUAUAUAUCCGUAUUCUCGAAUAUAUAUCGAACUCGUCGGUGUUUCGAGUGGGCUAGAAUCGUGGGGUCAUCAUCUUGUGUGUCUAUCGCACGAGAUGAUAAGAAAAGGGGGAGGGAAAUAGGGAGGAACUCGAUGUCGACUCGAACAAGAUGAAAAAGAAUGAAACAGCCUUGUACAUACCGUGUAAGCUUAAGUUUGCUCGUUAAGUAACACAAUUGCGAGAUUCGAGUUUUUCAUUUUUCAUAUAUAUAAAUAUAAAUAUAUAUAUAUAAAAAGAGAGAGAGAGAGAGAGAGAGAGAAAGGAAGAGAGAAAGAGAGAUAGAGAGAUAGAUACUUAAAAGAGGAUCGCAACGCUACCGUUCUCAUUGUUUCUUGUUUCAUUUUUCUUCGAUGGGGAAAUGUUUGCGUGCUUAUCGAUAUAUUAAAUAAGAAUAAGAAGGAUAAGAAUGACUUUACGAAAAAAAUUCUAAGAUCAAGGAUCAAGAAUCUGACUUUGCCUUUCUCGUGAACAUAUCGAAUAAAAAGUUUGCGUCGUUUUGAACGCGCAUCGCGAAAUUCGUGCCAACAAAAUUCACCUUCAGAACGUUCCGUUUCUUUUUCAUUUUUUUCUUUCGUCGAAGAAUCGAUCUUUCGAAGAUUUGAUUUUCGAACAAUAUCCAACGAUUUUAUUAUAUUAACGUUUCGGUCUCCGUUUUCUCUGUUAUUUCUCAAUUUCGAAGGAACGAAUGAUUCGAAAGGGUACAAAGAGCGUUCACGAACCGCUCGAACAAGUUUUCUUUUUUCUCUUUUACAGGAUUAAAAAAAAGAAUUAUAGAUAUCACGGUUUCACACAAUUCACAGAAAUGAAUAUUUGAUCGCAUCAGGGUGAGGAUACAUUGGAGAGAGAUAGAAAUUAAUCUCUGAGGAUAUUUCUUUCGAAUAUUUGGACAUCGAUGUUGAAGAAGCAUUUUACCAUCGACUUUUCAAUGUACAUCCAAUUGCGAAGAAAGUAUAUCCCUCGAGAAUUUUAUUUUAUUCUCAGAUGUAUCCUAUGCCCUUAGGAUAUAUGUGCUAUUUCGGAUACUACGAUGAUUAUCAUAAUAAUAAUUAUAAUAAUAAUAAUAACAAUAAUAACAAUAAUAAUAAUAAUAAUAUUAAUAAUAAUAAUUCGCGCAAAAGAUCGCGUGCAAAUACAGAGCUGCCUGUCUUAAAUUUUGUCACAUCGAGAAUAAUGUACCGACCUCUUCGAUUCAUCUAUCGAUACUGGCUCGAGAUACGAGAGAAAGAGAGAGAGAGCGAGAGAGAAAAAUAUUGAUCAGUAUUCGAAUUAUCCUCAGCUCUGUAUACGUUUCACGCAAUAUAAAGUAUAUUAUGUAUCAUAUACGCAUAUAGAUGUACGAGACAGUAAGAUAAACACUGCCAAUGAGUAAUCACUGUAAUGUUAAACGUUCACAUAAUCAUAGCGAAUACGACCAUUCCCUAAUUUAAUGCACCCUCGUCGCAUCGAAGAUAUUUGUAUGUAGGAAAGAAGGAGGGGGAGGGGAGAUGUUUUUCCCCGUGCCUACGUAAAUCAUAAUUUUGCAAGGGCGUCUCGAACAUUGUCGUCGAUUUUUGUAUUUUUAUAUAUUUUCAUUUCGCACGCUCUUUUUCAAUAUAUAGAUUCUCGAAUUUAAAUUGAGAUUACAUUGUAUUUUUUUUUGUUACAUUUUGCAACACAUCUUUAAAGAUAUAAAUGUUCCAUUUGAACAAAAAUUCAUGUAUAGCAUUUUCACAAACUGAAUUCUGAAAUUAAGAUUCAGGGAAAUUUUUUAAAUUUUCCCAUCCUCGAGAUAAAAAAUUUGCAUUUUACUUUGAAAAAUCAUCUUCUGGAGUGUGCUCUUUGGAAUUUUCUAACGUUUGAAAUGUCGGGGGAUAAAAUUUGUCAGAAAAACUUACUUUUUUCCCCUUCUUAAUAUACAAUCGAAACCUGUUCGAUCUCGAAAUAAUUGGACGAAAGAAAUCGAUCGAUCGAUCAGCGACAACGUUCGCGAUUGCGCUCGCAAAGCGUCCGGCCUGAAUUUUCAAAUGCUUCCUAAAUGUUCGCAGUAUACGCCAAGAAAAUAUUCUUGUAAUAUAAACGAAAGUACGUUAGGAACAUACCUUGCAGCAACUUGACUGGCGGUUCGUAAUCGUUGCAAGGCCAAUUAUAGUCGAGUUAUCACGGAUCUAACCGAUGCUGAUAUCAUUCGCCGAUCUCGAAUUUCCCGGAUUCGUCGACCCGUCGACAUUUCUCCUCGUCUCUCGAGAAAAUUCGUUCUAUGAACGUUUGUCUUCUGCGUUUCUUUUUUUUUCUUUUUUUGCAAUUUAAAAUAAAAACGGGAACACGCCUAAAUGUAAUAACACGAUUUUCUCGUUGUCAAUUCAAUAAGUAAGAUAUAUAUAUAUAUAAUGUAUUGCGCAAUUUAAUUAAUUUUUUUUUAAGGACUCGUGUCUUCACUUCGAUGAUUUUCGGUUUAGACGACAAGACGAGGGAUUGACGUGGUUGACACGCCGUCACCGAACAAACGCUGCGCCAGUAAUUUUUAACGAAGAAGCGACCUAUUAAUUACGUCUAAUGUCUAGUCAUACACGGUGAGAAAAGUGUAAGCGAGCAGCGAACUCAAGAUCCAAUUUUUACACGACGUUUUUCAUAUCCCUAGGCGUUUUGUAAUCGAUUUCUUUUUUACAAUAUUUUGUAAAUAUUUGUACUUUUUUAUCUACAUCGUACUUACGAAUCUUUGAAAUAGUAUAUGCUACGAUUAAAUAAAGGUGGAUAAAAAUGGAAAA